Messenger RNA from Penicillium soppii, 531 nucleotides. RefSeq lists its product as uncharacterized. Lineage: Eukaryota; Fungi; Ascomycota; Eurotiomycetes; Eurotiales; Aspergillaceae. The coding region runs from base 1 to 531 and encodes 176 amino acids. Gene Ontology annotation, biological process: protein quality control for misfolded or incompletely synthesized proteins; glycoprotein catabolic process; protein deglycosylation. Gene Ontology annotation, molecular function: peptide-N4-(N-acetyl-beta-glucosaminyl)asparagine amidase activity. The transcript has 3 exons. The record is from RefSeq and is a predicted model, not a curated record. Gene Ontology annotation, cellular component: nucleus; cytosol.
AUGUCCGUUCAAGAUCUCGGCGCAAACGGCGCAGGUAUCACCACGUUGAUGAAUAUCGGUAAUGAGCCCGAUUUCGCAACGCCAUAUCUAUACAAUUACAUCAACAAGCAAGCUAAGAGCGUGGAUCAAUCACGGAGAUUAGCCACUCAGUACUUCAAGGAUGCAGCCUACGGAAUUCCUGGAAACAGCGAUGCCGGUGCCAUGAAUUCUUGGCUGUUGUGGCAGAUGCUCGGUAUUUACCCGAUCGUCACGCAGCCCGUGUAUCUUCUCUCAUCUCCGUGGUUCCCGGAUCUCAACAUGACAAUCAAUGGAAACAAAACACUCCGGAUCACUGCAAAUGGUCUAGAAGACGGAUAUUACGUACAAAGCGUGAAGAUUAAUGGUAAAAAGUGGGAGAAGAAUUGGGUUGAGCAUGACGAUGUGAUGACGAAGGGCGGCACAAUCCAUUUUGAGCUAGGGGCUGAUGCGAAGGCGUGGGAAACUGGAGAGGUUCCGCCUUCCCCGGGACAUGUGCAGUUGAACAAGGAUUGA